AUGGCCAAUGUUGAGAAGAAUGCCUGGGUUUCAUUUAAAGAAAUAAUUGAUAAGUUUCUUGUGAACUCUAAGGACGAAAACUACGAAAAUAUUGUUCAAAAUAUGUUGCAACACUUUCAUCGUCUAGGUUGUAACAUGAGUUUGAAAAUGCAUUUCCUGUUUUCAUAUUUGAACUAUUUUUCUGAAAAUCUUGGAACAGAUAGCGAAGAACAGGGAGAGAGGUUUCACCAAAACAUUAAGGAAAUGGAACGGCGAUACCAAGGCAGAUGGAGCAUAACGAUGAUGGCGGACUACUGCUGGAUGUUGAAACGGGAUGUGCCCUUAAAAAUUUACAGUCGAAUGUCUGGACAACGCCGCUUUCUAACAAAAAGACGAAGAUUUCACUCAAAAAAGUCUGAGUAA
Messenger RNA from Psylliodes chrysocephalus, 402 nucleotides. The record is from the annotation of a GenBank genome assembly. NCBI's taxonomy places the organism in Eukaryota, Metazoa, Arthropoda, Insecta, Coleoptera, Chrysomelidae.